Musca vetustissima is the source of this 1881-nucleotide messenger RNA. It is a transcript of the gene sNPF-R, whose product is annotated as neuropeptide Y receptor type 6. Gene Ontology annotation, biological process: G protein-coupled receptor signaling pathway. Gene Ontology annotation, molecular function: neuropeptide binding; neuropeptide Y receptor activity. NCBI's taxonomy places the organism in Eukaryota, Metazoa, Arthropoda, Insecta, Diptera, Muscidae. The record is from RefSeq and is a predicted model, not a curated record. Bases 1 to 1881 code for a protein of 626 amino acids. Gene Ontology annotation, cellular component: plasma membrane; neuron projection. The transcript has a single exon.
AUGCCAAAUUUAACCUUAACCACCCCUGCCUCCCUAAUGGCAGCUGCCACCUGGUCCGCCAUGGUGGCCCAAAAACCCAAUGCCUCAGAUAUGGCCUAUCACUCAUAUAAUCACACAGUGCUACAUAAUGAACCAGGUCAUCAUCAUCCGGUAUUGGAUCUAAUGCCCUCGUCGUCGGCCCAUACCACCUCCGAACCAGCCAUACAAAUACCACGGGAACGUGAUGAUCUGAUAGAAAAUAAUUUUGUGCAAAUUUUCUUCUGUAUCCUCUAUACGACGGUGUUUAUCCUCGGGGUCUUCGGAAAUGUCCUGGUGUGCUAUGUGGUCCUGCGGAAUCGUGCCAUGCAAACAGUGACGAAUAUUUUCAUAACCAAUUUGGCUUUAUCGGAUAUUUUGUUGUGUAUCCUGGCGGUACCCUUUACACCGUUGUAUACCUUUAUGGGGCGAUGGGCCUUUGGCAGAACCCUGUGCCACUUGGUGUCCUUUGCCCAGGGUUGCAGUAUUUAUAUCUCCACGUUGACCCUAACCUCCAUAGCAAUUGAUCGAUAUUUUGUCAUAAUCUACCCCUUUCAUCCUCGCAUGAAAAUGUCCACCUGUAUAGCCAUCGUGAUAAGUAUAUGGGUCAUAUCGCUGCUGGCCACCCUGCCAUAUGGUAUGUACGUAAAGGUGGUCAAUGAUUAUGGGAAUAUGACGGAGGAUUAUCUGGCAGGGAAUGCUACACAAUUUAAUUUCAACAGCAGUUCCAGUUCGAAUUCCGCAGCCACCGCCGCUGCAGCUGCUGUUGUGGCCUCUUUGUCCUCCUCCUCACCCACGGUGCCGCUAAAUGUCUCCUAUUCACCACAACGGAACUAUGAUGCUUAUAUGCAAAUUGUAUCCUCAUCCUCGGCCGCUUCGACAGCGAGUAUGGCGGAAUCGGACAUGCCCAGCAGUUCCAUAAGCUAUUGUGAGGAGGAUUGGCCCACGGAGCGAUAUCGUAAGGUUUUCGGCUCCGUCACGACAAUUUUGCAAUUUGUCCUACCCUUCAUCAUCAUCUCCAUUUGCUACAUAUGGAUUUCCUUUAAGCUGAAUGCCCGAGCAAAGGCCAAACCUGGCUCAAAAUCAUCACGCAAAGAAGAAGCCGAUCGUGAUCGCAAGAAACGUACCAAUCGCAUGCUAAUCGCCAUGGUGGGGGUAUUUGGCCUCUCCUGGCUUCCUCUGAACGUGGUCAACAUUUUCGAUGACUUCUAUGAAAAAUCGAAUGAAUGGCGUUUCUAUACCCUGUUCUUUUUUGUGGCCCAUUCCAUUGCCAUGUCAUCGACGUGUUACAACCCCUUCCUCUAUGCCUGGCUGAAUGAGAAUUUCCGCAAGGAAUUUAAACAUGUACUGCCCUGUUUUAAUCCCUCCAAUAAUAAUAUUAUCAAUAUUACCCGAGGCUAUAAUCGUUCGGAUCGUAAUACCUGUGGCCCUAGAUUGCAUCACGGCAAUGGUGGCGCCGCCACCCGGGGCAGCAGCCUUGAAAAUGAUGAUCAUGAUGAUGGUAAUGCCAUAACGCAGGAUACCACCCUUACACACCCUAAGGAUAAGCUGUUGAUAAUACCGCGAGAGCCGACCUAUGGUAAUGGUCAUAAUGCUUUGUCACCCUGCCUGGAUCGUGGUGUCAAUGUGGCCCUUGUGCAGUGUAGUAAGCAAGUGGAAAUUCUGCUGAAUGACAAUGACAUACGGAAUCAUCGUUACGAUGACUUCGAUAAUGAAUCGUGUGAGGAGCAGACGAUUGAAAUGCGUUUCAAUGAGACCCCCUUCAUUAGUUCGGAUAACAAUACGACGAUCAGUAUUAUGGAGACGAGCACUAGCUGUGAUCGCAGUGGUGGUGGUAGCAGUGAGCGGAUGCAACGAAGUAACUGA